This is a messenger RNA of Brugia pahangi, 1044 nucleotides long. NCBI's taxonomy places the organism in Eukaryota, Metazoa, Nematoda, Chromadorea, Rhabditida, Onchocercidae. The record is from the annotation of a GenBank genome assembly.
AUGGUUCCACAAGGUGUCGAGAUUCUCAAAGAGCAAUAUCUUGCUGAUACGAUGCAAGAAGCACUUAUGAGACAUUUUAAUGGAAUAGAAUUUAUAGAACGUAAUGCUGGCCCUAGAAUUGAUGAACAUAUGCAGGAGCAAGGCUUUCAUGUAAAAGCAUAUGUUGACCACACUACGGGUUUUAUAUUUGGCGGUAAUAUCUAUAAUUGCGGUACAUGGAUGGAUAAGAUGGGAAGUUCUGAGAAAGCUGGUAAUAAAGGUUGGCCAGCAACACCCAGAGAUGGUGCUGCUGUUGAAUUGCAGGGCCUUUGUUUUGCAGUUAUUGAAAAAUUAGAUGAAUUAUACCAGAAAAAACUCUAUCCGUACGAAGGAGUCUUUAAUGAAAAUGAAAUGUGGACAUGGCAAAAAUGGGCGAAUAUUAUGAAAAAUAAUUUCGAACGCUUUUUUUAUGUAGCUGACAAUGACUUAUCACAGUACGUAAAUAGACGUGGUAUAAUUAAAGAUACGCAUGGUUCCACGCAAGGUUAUACUGAUUAUCAAUUAAGACCGAAUUUCUCGAUUGCAUUAGCCGUGGCUCCAAAACUCAUAGCUCCAGAGAAGGCUUGGCAAGCACUGCAAAUUGCAGAGAAAGAAUUACUUGGGCCAUUGGGUAUCAAAACUCUUGAUCCAAGUGAUUAUAAUUAUUGUCCAUUCUACAAUCAAGACGAUGAUGGUACGGAAAAGAAAACAGCUCGAGGUUGGAGCUAUCAUCAAGGCCCGGAAUGGUUAUGGGUAGGAAUGUUCUUUUAUCGAGCAAAAUUAGCCAUAGCAAAAAUAAUCAGUGAAGAAAAGAAUAGAGCGGAAUUUUAUGAGAAAGCAAAACGAUUCGUACGAUCACGAAUGGGUGCUUAUUGGGAACAUUUGAAGCAUUCAACUUGGGCAUCACUACCUGAAUUAACCAAUGCAAAUGGCUCUCCAUGUUAUCAUUCAUGUGGUGCACAAGCAUGGAGUAUUGGUUGCAUGCUGGAAAUGGUUGAUGAAUUAUAUGAAUUACAUAAAUUUUAA